This is a messenger RNA of Oncorhynchus masou masou (cherry salmon), 3263 nucleotides long. RefSeq names its product GRAM domain-containing protein 2B-like. The transcript is spliced from 12 exons. The record is from RefSeq and is a predicted model, not a curated record. NCBI's taxonomy places the organism in Eukaryota, Metazoa, Chordata, Actinopteri, Salmoniformes, Salmonidae. Bases 801 to 1865 code for a protein of 354 amino acids.
GCUAUAAUAACUUACAUUUUUGUCAGCCAUCUUCCUGAAGCAACUUUAGAGCCUUGGGUCGCAGAGCUUUAUGGGACUUUUUGAUAACCCCUUGAUAGGAAGUCUGCAUUUCACUUUAUUUGGGUUGGGUAUUGGCAUUGAGCCCAAGUCUAGCUUUCGCAAACGAUGACGUGUUGAUUUUGUAUAUUCUUGUGUUGAACAUCAAGUGGCAUACCAUGUGAUCUGUAUUGUUGUGGAUCCAUAGCCUUGGGGAAUAGGAAGUUAGAACCUCUACUCCCUGUCAGAGAACACUCGAUGGGCUGGGUUUGAGCAGCUCUCUGGCAUCACCACACACAUGGGCUUCUCAGACUUUCUCUGCACUGUAAUGUAAUUAUGUCUUCAAGCUACGAUCAUAUGUAAAGGAUCUGUAUCUUUCAUUUCAGUCUAGCCGAGCUACUCUGAGCUUGUGGACAUGUUUUUAAAUACGGGAAAAGGAUUUAUUGCUCCGCUGACUGUUAGUGCAGAAGGCGUGUGCCCUUACGUCACCCACUAUGACGUGUCACACUAUUUCAACACGAAACCACUUCCUUUUAGAUAAUAGACAAAUCAGCUUUCACUGGAAGGAUGUGGCCAUACUGAGCUGAACUAGUUCAGAAGUCACUCGGCACCCAUCAUUAUGCAGUAGCAGGUUCAGACUUGAAGGCCUUUGUUCAACUGUUUUUGGGUUGGGUUUUGUUUUGACUGGCUGCAAAUUAUGGAUUGAAAUCAGUGCUGCUACAGUGUGUUUUUAUUCAGAUAAGGAGGUCUUACUAUGAACAGGUAUGAGUUUUCGGCCAUCAAGGAGACUGCAUCUGAACGGCUACCCGGUGGAGAGUGGGGGACUAUUGGUGAAGAAGGAGAGCAAGAAGGUGAAGACCAGGAAAGCAUUCAGUCUGGAGGAGGCCCAACUGGAGCUCCAGCAGAACAGAAACCUCACCAGACAAGCCCCCGUCAGGUCUCAGACGUUCGACGCGGAUAGAAGUUUUGAGAAGACUGAAGGCAGUGGUUCACAAAGUAGUUUUAUAAAGCACAACAAAACAUUCCACAAGCUGUUUCCUGACAUUCCGGAGAGUGAAGACUUGCUACAUGCCUACAUCUGUGCCCUGCAGAAGGAGGUGCCCUACCACGGCAGGCUCUAUGUCACCGAGCACCACGCGUGCUUCCACUCUUCCGUGCUGCUCAAGGACACCAAGUUGGUUAUCCCGGUGACCAGCGUGCACAUUGUGAAGAAGCAGAACACUGCCCUGCUGGUGCCCAACGCCCUGUCUAUCCGCACCAUCGAGGGGGAAAAGUACCUGUUUGUGUCUUUGCGGAACCGAGAGGCAUGCUACAAGCUCCUGCGGUCCGUUUGUUCUCGACUGGAGGAUGGAAGUGCCAACAGCAGCCCCUUAUUCUCUUCUACGGACAAUAGCUUUGAUCAGGGCAAGCUAGUGAACUCCAGUCAGUCCAGUCUAGACCAGCUGGACGGGUCAGACCCCAAGCUAUUCCUUGACUCGCCCCCACCCAACCAACACACAGACCUAGUGCCUCAAGGGAGCAGCUCCAGCCAUAGGAGCACGCACACGCAGCAGAGUGACGGCUCCUUAGAGAACGUCUCAGGUGGCUCGUGGGUGUGGAGUGUGACGGAGAAAGCCCGCUCCCUUCUCAUCCACAGAGAGACCAGCAGCCUCAACACGCUCCUCUUCAUCUACCUAAUACUGGUGGUACUACUGCUGCUAUCAUCCGGGUACAUCGGCCUCCGUAUCGUGGCUCUGGAGGAGCAGUUGACCUCUCUGGGCGCCCUCCCUGAAUUCUCCCUACAGAGCAGGUACAAAGACACAACCAUGAUUGGCCAGAGGAGAGAUUGACUCAUGUUUGGAGGACGUGACAAUAUAGCGCCAACUGGAGCUCUCGUGUUGAAGAUAUUCUGUCCUAUAAGAACUCGGAGCGAUUUUGAAAGUGUUCCAGAGUUGGCCCGUCGUCCUCUUGCAUAUAGGACUUUUGGAGCACCUCAGUGUAUGAGUUCAAACACAGACAGGUAAACUCAAAGGGCUAUAUUUAAGAGAGCUAGACCCAGGCCAGCCACAACUCGCAGCAAGCGGAGCCAAGCCAACACAUAUGCACACAAAUAAGCUGCUGUGUGACUUGGAACCAAAGCCAACUCUCAAACAGAAUAAACUGAAGGGAGGCGGUAGUCAACUCCAUCUGCUCUCAGAUCAUAUUGACGAAGCGAUUUCUCUGAUUUCCAAGAGAACUUUGAAACGUGCGCGUGCGCUUCCAAUCUGUAUUGUCUUCAUGAGCAUGUGGUCUGUGCAGACUAGUCAAAUUGAGUGUAGUCUUAACGUUUUGCUGCUUCUUUUUAUAUAUUUUUUAACACCUACCGUAAGGUACAAGUGCUAUGCAGAACCAAAGAUGCACGUCUUUGGCAUGAGUACACAGAGAUAAAUUGUAUUCUUUACCUCCUAUCUCAGCAUUUCAUCACGGUGUUCAGUCUAUCUGUAUUUAAUCUUUCACUACUAAGCCAUCUGAGGGUACUCUUGAAUGAUUCUCCUGGUAAUCAGCCAUAAUGAUAACAAUGAAUUAUCUUGUCUUCCACGGAUCAGCCAGCCGAGCAGCCAUUUUGAGCUUAUCUCCUGAAGGUCUCUCCUCUCUUUUAAAGAUCAGCAGUAUUUAGUCUGGCAUUCGCAUGAUUUAAACCAGUUUUAAUGAUCAAUGCUUUUGGAGGCCACUCCCUCCAGUCUCACUGGAUGUACGCAUCUUCAAUGCACAAAAAAAAGUACGAUCAGGUUGAGUGUUGUCGCGUUUGUAGCCGUAGAAAUGUUAAACUUUUUUUAUUUUAUUAUUACUUUGAUCAUCAAAGUAUUUUUUGAUAUACCAAUACUAUUCUUGUUCAGAUUAAUAUCUGAUGACUUCUGUACUGUAUAGAAUGAACUGAUGUUGUGUAAAAGCAAAGAAUCAAACCUCUGUUCUCAACAGGCCUGUCAAUGACUAAACGCUUGUUCCUACCGGUUCGGCUGUUUCAGGACUGUUCAAUGGCUAUUUAGAUUAAGAAGCGCCAUAAUGUAUUGUGUAUAUUGCAUGUGUCUGGAACAUCAGAUACUUCACUGAUAUAUUAUGCACACUUUAAUCAAGCGAUGUUACGGAGGUCCUAUUUCCAACGAAGGAAAUAAAUGUGGUCGAGAAUUUAUUUCAAAAUGCAAAAAAAAACAUGCAGGCAAAAAGAUGUAUUGGCAAACCUGUAGUUUUUUUAUUUUAUUUUUUAUUUU